UUACAAGCGAAUAUUUACUUUAAAUCGUUUUAAUGCACCGUGAUCAGUGAAUUUUACAUUGUAUAUGUAUUUCUUAGAGUCUGGCAUGAUUCAUGGCAACCUGUUGCAAACGUACUUUUUGUAAGAAUAUUUAAGUAGAAAGCAAAAAGCAUAUGGAUGGAAUUUAGCUUAAAGUAUUUCAAGUAUUCGUCAUGUAUGUAGCUUGCUCAUUAAUGCGUAUAUGUACAUACAUAACAACAGUACAUGGUAUUGUUUCCAUAAAUGCAAAACUGGUUUAAUUAGUGGAAAACCCAGAUCGUCGCGAGGUCGUCGAGUAUCAAGCGCGAUACACAAAUUUUUCAACCGUACUAGAAUUCGUUUGAUCCGUGUUUCUUCAAUUUUCAUUUUUUCCCCUCGCAGAUGACGAAACACGUGAUUAAUACGUGAUUAUUUGCAUAAACUUUUGUAUUCCAGACGAUGUCAGUGUGACGCGUAGCGUAUUUAUUAUUGGAAAACGUACGUUUGCUCGAUUGUAAAAGUCUCAAGAAACUUACUGUUAUCGCAAUUGACAUAUAUUUUGAAGAAAAAGUUUCGAUAUGCACACAGGUUGGCCAAAGACAAUGCAAUACCUUGUACAAUGCAUAAUGUGCGUGUAAACGAAUAUUGGAUAUCGGAGUGUGGAUAACGCAAGGUUUUGUAGUUAAAGAAAUUAAAACAAGGGACAGAGAUAACGUGCAGGAAUUUUUUUAUAGCAACAAAUGAUCGUGGAGAAAAAUGCCGAUAUUUUCGAAAUUAUAUCGUAGAUUUCAUAUGUUAACGACCGAUGCGAUACCCGAGCCGCCACGAAUAGAAAUCUCAGGAAAUACGCAUAACGUAAACCCAAACGAUGCAAAUGACAGAACCAACGUGGAAUCGACGUUUGUGCCUGUCGCGUCGGAAUUACAAUUCGAACGAAACAAUAAAACAGCAUCGGACGAAAAGAAAUGUUUGCCAAACGAUGCAGCACCUACGAAUACUCGUUCUUCCAAGACAGAGGAAAACUUUGAUGACAUAAAAUCUUCGGCGACCGAUGCGAAACAGCAUACGAGACCGAAUGUUAAAACAAAAAUGAAACCGAAACAACAUAGGUAUUCACAUGUUGUCAAUUACAACAUAGUUAAUUCAAACGGAGUGCAAAUUGGCUCGACGACCAAUUAUAUUUGCAAAUUUCCUACAAAAAGUGCCGCAUCGGCGGAAGAAUCAUGGUCGAAAUCAAAGAUAAGAGAAAUGCCCGUGGAGGUAGAACGUUUAUGCGCUUGUACCAAGGAAAUUACAUUGAACGAUAUAUUUAUUAUUAAAACUCACGUUGGACGCGGCUGGAAAGACGUUGCCAGAAGGCUGUUAUAUUCGGACGGUCAAAUCGAACAAUUUGAAGAGAAUUAUAGGUCCAGAGGAAUAAGUGAAGUAAUUUAUCAGAUAUUUCUUGAUUGGAAACAAGCUAACACGAAAGACGCAGAAAUCGGGAAUUUGAUAAAUCUGUUAUGGACUUGCCAGGAAUAUGAUUGCGUAGAACGGACUAAAACUGGUGCUGAUACAUUAAAUAAUGUCUUAUGAUAAAGCCAUUCGUCGUGAAUGCUAUGUAUUUGCUUCAAGUAUUCCAAGGAUACAGCAGUUUCUUCCUUUCUU
Molecule: messenger RNA, 1644 nt
Organism: Colletes gigas
Lineage: Eukaryota; Metazoa; Arthropoda; Insecta; Hymenoptera; Colletidae
Gene: Imd
Product: protein immune deficiency
Exons: 4
Coding region: 754-1572 (272 amino acids)
Biological process (GO): signal transduction
Molecular function (GO): protein binding
Source: RefSeq, a predicted model, not a curated record